Molecule: messenger RNA, 1883 nt
Organism: Erigeron canadensis
Lineage: Eukaryota; Viridiplantae; Streptophyta; Magnoliopsida; Asterales; Asteraceae
Product: protein DETOXIFICATION 40-like
Exons: 6
Coding region: 52-1596 (514 amino acids)
Biological process (GO): xenobiotic detoxification by transmembrane export across the plasma membrane
Cellular component (GO): membrane
Molecular function (GO): xenobiotic transmembrane transporter activity; antiporter activity
Source: RefSeq, a predicted model, not a curated record
UCAUUUGAGACAUUAAAUAGCAGCGCAGCUUGUAACACCACUGACCCACCAAUGGAUUCAAGCUCUACCCAACAUGGUGAGCUCACCGAGCCAAUUCUAGCAAACCACCAUAAACCACCGGUGGCACCAGGGGAGAUAGUGAGUUCUGAACUAGAAGAUAUACUUUUGGACACAAGCUUAACGUCUUUUGGGCGUAUACAGAAGGCGAUGUCAAUAGAACUGUAUAGUUUGUUCCGGUUAGCCGGUCCAGCCAUCAUUGUUUAUUUGCUGAACAACGUUACGUCCAUGUCUACACAAAUCUUUUGUGGGCAUCUUGGUAACCUUGAGCUUGCGGCUGCUUCGCUUGGAAACAAUGGUGUCCAGCUUUUUGCAUAUGGUGUCAUGCUUGGUAUGGGAAGUGCAGUGGAGACACUCUGUGGUCAAGCAUAUGGAGCUCACCAAUAUGAAAUGCUAGGUGUUUAUCUUCAGAGAUCAACUAUUCUGUUAAUGGCAACAGCGAUUCCUCUUAUGUUUCUCUACAUUUUCUCCAAAUCACUCUUACUUUUGAUCGGUCAAUCGCCUGAGAUUGCUUCGGCCGCUGCCCUCUUCAUCUAUGGCCUCAUCCCACAGAUAUUUGCCUAUGCUGCCAACUUCCCCAUACAAAAGUUCCUGCAAGCUCAAAGUAUUGUGAACCCGAGCGCCUAUAUUGCAGCCGUGAUGCUUGUGGUUCACAUUGCAUUGACAUGGAUUGCAUUGUAUGUUUGGGGUUGGGGCUUAUUGGGUGGUUCACUCGUGUUGAGUUUUUCAUGGUGGGCGAUUGUAGUUGCACAGUUUGUGUACAUAUUGAAGAGUGAAAAGACUAAAGAGACUUGGACCGGAUUUAGCAUGCAGGCGUUCUCUGGACUUUGGCCUUUCUUGAAACUAUCGACUGCUUCUGCUAUUAUGUUGUGUUUAGAGACAUGGUAUUUUCAGAUUUUGAUUUUGAUUGCGGGUUUGCUUGAAAAUCCUGAAAUAGCAUUGGAUUCAUUGGCUGUGUGUGGGACUAUUCUAGGAUGGGUGUUGAUGAUUUCUAUUGGAUUUAAUGCUGCUGCAAGUGUAAGAGUUAGCAACGAGCUAGGGGCAGGACACCCUAAAUCAGCAGCAUUUGCAGUCAUCGUGGUGACUCUCAGCUCAUUCGUGAUUUCUUUGAUAUGUGCUAUCAUUCUCUUGGCUCUAAGACAUGUCAUAAGCUAUGCUUUUACCGAAGGUGAAACUGUUGCUGAUGCUGUGUCAGAACUUACUCCUCUCCUCGCAGUUUCUAUUCUCCUCAACGGCAUCCAACCCGUCCUUUCAGGGGUUGCUGUUGGAUGUGGAUGGCAAGCAUUUGUUGCAUAUGUGAAUGUUGGCUGCUAUUAUGUGGUUGGAGUUCCACUUGGUUCUGUCCUGGCCUUCAAGUUUAACUAUGGUGCUAAGGGAAUAUGGUCUGGUCUCGUAGGGGGUAUGACGAUGCAAACCCUUAUUCUAUUAUGGGUCACUUUCCGAACGGAUUGGAACAAAGAGGUAGAGCAAGCAAGAAAACGAAUAGAUAAAUGGCAACACAGGAAAAAGGAACCUUUGUUGAUCGAACGAUUAAUUUAAGUUGUUUUUUAUCUUUGAUGAAAACAUUGUCUAAAAAGAAGCAAUUAAUGUUCAACUUUACAAUAGAUAAGUUUAAUUUUGCGACAAUUAAAGAGAUCACUUAUCAGUUUGAAACAUAUAAACAUUGUAUGCUUCAAAUUGAUUAGUGACCCUUGUCACAAAAUUAAGGUUACUAUUUUAUUGCAAAAUAGAACAUUAAUUACCCCAUUUUAUGGUAAACUUGUUUAAUGUUUCCUCAUGUACUGAAAAAUAUUACAGUGUCUUCCAAAUAGGAUUUUGCUUUGGUG